Schistosoma rodhaini is the source of this 3537-nucleotide messenger RNA. NCBI's taxonomy places the organism in Eukaryota, Metazoa, Platyhelminthes, Trematoda, Strigeidida, Schistosomatidae. The record is from the annotation of a GenBank genome assembly.
AUUGUUUAGCUCACGACGUCGCGGAAAGUUUGGAUUGGAGGUCAAGGUCGCCGUUCCUCAUCAUUUUAAGUACAAUUCUUGAAACGAGUUUGGUGUCUUCCGGAUUGUUGUAGAAAAAAACAGUUGAGAUGCAUCUUGUUCGUUUCGCUGUUUUAGAUACAUCACUGAAAGCUACUUAGAUUACUAGGAGUUGCUUAUUACCCUAAAUAUAGCAGACUUCUGGGAGAUUUCAAAUCAUGAGUUCACGUAUUCGUGAUCAUAUGAGAUUAUUCUUGUUAACUGUACUCAAUGAAGAUCCCCGACUGUUGUCCUUAUGCACGCUAAAUGAAUUGACGUCUGUGUUUGUACAAGAAAUGAAUAUUGAACUCAGUGAAAAAUCCUACUCAAAGCUUAAACAUUUUGUGUGCUCUUUUCUGUAUAAUUUGAUGAAUGACGAGGGAGUUGUAACAAAUGGUGUGGAUCCUCAUGCUCAGAAUAAUUGCUUACCGGUUAAAAAUGCUUCUCCUGCACCCGAAACACGGAGACGUGUGGUCAUGCUUUCUCGUGAUGAAGUAAUGGCAUUAGCGGCUGCUACUGUUGCCGAUAAAACAACUCCCGCUGUAUCUAUAUCCAACGAUGGGGAAAGUGUUAGUAAGCGCAUUAAACAAUUACGUCAAACUCCUUUGAUUGGAACUAGGUCAACUGUUCGAACGUUUGUGAAUAAACCUAUAAUAAUUAAUGAAGUUAAAAGUCCAACCUCAUCUAAUUUAGAGGUUACUCCUCUUAGAAAUAUUCAACUUAUGCAAACACCUCGAGUAAUUGAAUCACACAAUCAUAAAACGGAAUCUUUUAAAAGUAACUCUACUAACAAUAAUAGUUCAACUACAAUUUCUAUCAAUAAACCAAAUUUAUCUGCAUUUAUUUCUCAAUCUUCAAAAAAUGAUUGUAAACGUCAUAUAUCUGUCCCGUCGUCUUCAUUCACUUCUACUACUAAUGUUACUACUGCUACUAAUAAUAGCGUCAAUAAUAUUUCAGCUACGAAAACAGGUAUAACGAUAAAGCGACAAUUAAGUGAAGCGGUGAUAUCAAUUCGACCUGCAACUAGUCGUUUGUUAGACAACAAUUAAAAUUGAUGAUGUCGAUACAUAUAACGAUCCUAACGUGUAUGAAUAUAAAGAAGAUCGUAUUCCCAUAUUUCUGUUUUAGAAGCAUUCAUUUUAAUUCAAAGAGUAUAAGACACUUAUUUUUUCGUUUUGCAUUUCUUUUCAUACACAUCUUUACGUUAUUAUUAGUGUACACAUACAAAAAGGAGAUGAUUUUCAGCUUUUUGAUUCUGUUAAAGAACAAUCAAAAUAAGUGUCAUAAAUUUAUUUGUUUAAAUUUGUAUAUAAUCAGUAUUUACCUGUUCACUGUUAUUAUUUAUACCACAGGCUAUUUUUAAAUAUUGCGUAAACAGAGUUUAACGAUAGGUGUAUAAUCUCUCCUUUGUUCAUGAAAUUUAUGUAAAUGGUACUGUAUUCAAUAGAGACAUCAUUCUCUAUGUAUAAAUAUAAAUAUAAAUGUAUAUUUCCAUACUUACUUUCUGACAUAAUUGCAUACUAUCUCGUAUUACUUGUUAAAAAUUAGUCUGUAAACACUGAAAAUAUAAUAUUAUCUACAUGUAUCAUGCUUUGAAUGCACAGAAGAUAAUCAUCACGGUUAUCAGCGAGAAUUCGCUGGUAUUUGUGGAUCUAAUGGGGCUUACGGCGAAAAGGGCCUAUGAUGACUUUUUCACAUUACGUGUUAGAAUCCCAUGGAGGAAAUAAAUUUCCCCAAGAUAACAGAUACUUCUUAUUAAUGAUUGCCAACUAGUAAAGAAUGUUGAUUCAGGUCUUCUUACCGAUUAACCCCGACUAUCUAACACAAAUAUGGUGUUCCGUGAAGUCCAGUCACUUAUAUUAGUGGUCUUAGUGCAAUCAAAGCUUAGACAAGAUUGUAGUGGUUAAUACUAAGUGUCUAAUUAGUACCUAGUUGGAUCAGUCCAGGUACAUCGUUAGUGAGCAGAUUUGACAGGUAAAGGAGAGGAUAUCAAGGUUAUGGAGUCUACUCAAGUGGUUCUGGUGAGUGACAUUAAGAGUUUGCGAUUAAUUGCAUGCUUAAAAUCGAUUUUGGAAAAAGAUUGCCAUAAGAGCAUUCUGCAACUGGUACCACUAGAACAUGCACAAUAAUUUAGUGAUUUGUCUUAAGCUACUUACAAGUAACCAAAAUCUAUCCUCACCUGAAUCCGUGAAAAAGCGUUUUUCAGUGUCUAGCGAAUCUUGAAAUGAGCGUGGUUAGACAAUUCUGGAUCUAAUCCUUAAUUUUGGUGAAGUGUUUGAUUUAUUUAGGUCUCCACAGCAAUAUCAUGCCGGAACAAACUAUAAAAACUCCGAAAUGAAGAAUGCAAAUAAUCUACUAAAUAAACACCAUUACUAGUCCUUAGUGUAUUCGUUUAAAUAAUCUGGUUUUGUAUUAUCCUGAGUGUAUGGAACGGUGUGUACAUAAUGAACAUUGUGGGAAUAGUUGAGUGACACUUAAGUGUAGAGGAAAUUCUUUUGGAAUACCUAUUAAAAUGAUAGUCAUCAUCUGAUUUGGAAGCGUUUUGAUUAUUCCACAAACAUUAUGUCGGGUUGUUCUGAUGAACUUGUUUUCAACUGGUUAUCUAUAUGGAUUUUAGUAUCCUUCUGUUAUCUUAUGUCGCCGUUAGUUGCUUUGUUCAACUGACCAUGAAUAAAAGCUACAUAUAUGUCCCCAUUGAUUAACAGAUUGACUCGAAUGCCAUGAUUCUAGCCAAGCUUUGGAAUUAAACUACUCAGCUCAGAGAACUGUAUCUGACUAAAAACACCUGAGCUGCAUACUUUCUUCAUCACUUCAAGGUUUGAAUUCACAUGAGUUACGGUCAACCCUCCAUGGAUAACUUCCUGUAAGAAAUGAUUAGGUAUGUAAUCUGUCUAUAAGAUUGUAAAAAAUCUCGUUUUCUUAGAAUAUAUGAUAAAUAAAAUCUAUGAGCAAAUAUGUGUUCGCUAGGAAGCUAUUAAACGAUACCAGCGAUCUUCAGAGGGAAAAUAAUUCACCGUAAAAUUGGCAAUGCAACUUGUGGACCAAUACCUUUACAAAUAAAAUCCAAAUUUAGGACUUGUUAAAUAUUUCGUAAAAUUUUUUCCCUAAUUCUAAGACAUAGUGAUCGACAAUAAAUACCAAAUAUUUGGUUAAGUUUUUUAUAAACUUACGUUUUUAAUAUUUCACUUUUAAACCAUAAUCCUUCCUAUGGCAAAGUACCCUGUACAAACGACCUAACGAAUCUCCUCAGGUUAAUCUGAAAAGGACAAUGUGGCUCUUGUGACCAAGAACACCUGUUAUGUUAGCAAUUAUAAUAUAUAUAGUUUGCUGAAAUAUAGCGUGAGCUGACCUGACGAAAAGCAGUAGAAGGGUACAAAAACAGAACCUUUGCAUAUAUUAAUUGUUAUCUAUUCUCAGCGCUCUUUGUUACUGCUACCCGCAUGUAUACAUUAGCUAGAUCAACCUGCACAUAGAAGCUAC